AUGGCAAGGACAAAAGAGGUCAGACCCAGCAAAAGCCAGGAGAACAAAGUCGCAGCACCAACCGUAUCAGACCCAGAACCAGAACCAGACGACUUUCCGGAGCUUGAAGGUGACGAUGAUGACGAUGAUGUAAUUGCGGUGGAGCAGCAGGAGGAUGAGGAACUGCCAGGAGAAAGAUAUGACGCUGAGGACUCGUACCACGAACCUGAAGAGACAGACGACGAUCUUCUACAGCUUCCUAAGCUUGCCGGUGUAGCAAGAAAACCGCAAAAGCAUGUGCCUGCCAAAACUGUUGUGGUCAUUGACGAGGGUGAUGAUGGGGAAGAAGCUGAAGCCUCGGACGACAACGACCCUGCCGAUAACGCGAACGCUCCUCCUGCUCUUACUGAAGCUCAACGACGAAGGCAAGCGGCCGCUACCAUCAAGCGAAACUGGGGCUUUGGAAGCAUUCGAGAGUGCAUCCCAGAAAAGAAGUGGCUUUCACGCGGACUCAAGGACUACGAAGACGAGAACUGGCAACUAGAUACCAUUGACGAGUUCGAAGGGCUGUCAAACGAGACUCAAGGACAAGGCGAUGCAAUGAAAGAGCAAAUUGGCUUGUUCUUCGAUAAAAGGGGGAGUACAGGGGCUAAUCGAAGGAUAGGGGGCAGUGCCGUAGAGAAGGAGAAAAACUUGGUUGAUGAUAUCAAAAGGCUACGUAAAGGGGACAGGAUUGACCCGGAGACGCAUAGAGAGAUACCUGCGACCCCUCGGGGGGCUGCAGCGGCAUCAGGACCUAAGAAAAAGAGGGGAAAGCCUCAGAGCUCUGCAAAGCCGGCAACGAAGGACAGGAGCAAUCUAGGACGAGCCAGCAAGGACAAGCCGAGCAAGCGGAAGUCGGACGCCAUGGCGGAUGUCGACGACGAGUCAGAUGAUGAGGACAAUGGAGUUCAAGGUGGCGGCAAGCCGAGCAAGAGGCCAAGGAAAGAUGGCCAGCAACCAGCUGAGAAGCAGAGUGGAAGACAGCAAGCAUCAGACCCUGACAGCUCUCUACGCAACCGAAUACGAACAUUACAGCAGCAAAGAGACGCACUCUAUCUCAUCCGCCAGAACUGGAGCAUCGAAUCUGUCCUGGAAUUCUUGCCACAACGCUGGUUUGAAAUGGGCGAAGACACAGAUGAGCACAUUCCACGGGCCAUCCUCGAGCGCAUACGCGAUCUAUCCAACAUCACCAAUACACCAGAGCAAGGUCAAGCCGUCAGACAAGCGCUACAUGACAGCAUGAGCCCGCGUACAAGUACCUCUCUAGAGGACAUCCUUGCGGUCAUCGCAGUGGCUGGCGAGCAAUUCUACGCCGCCGCUGAAGGACAGCGUCCAUUGCAUUCCGACAACAUGGGAACAUCUUCCAACACUAGAGUUCUGGUGCGCGCAGCUCGAAUUGCUGCCGCACGCGCUGAUCGAGAUGAAAGGGGAAAUUUGCUUAGGUACGAGGACAGUGUGCUUCGAAGCGCAGCUAGGCACCGGGAAGUUGAGCGGCUUGAACAUAUUAUCGCGCAAAAAGAAAGGGAUGCGGAACGAGAGAGUGAAAGGGACGAUGACGUUGAAGAAGAGUGA
Alternaria novae-zelandiae is the source of this 1593-nucleotide messenger RNA. RefSeq lists its product as uncharacterized. The coding region runs from base 1 to 1593 and encodes 530 amino acids. The transcript has a single exon. NCBI's taxonomy places the organism in Eukaryota, Fungi, Ascomycota, Dothideomycetes, Pleosporales, Pleosporaceae. The record is from RefSeq and is a predicted model, not a curated record.